UUAGUGUGUGACUAACUCUCGAAGUCGGGACUGAAUUCUGUUAUCUUCAACAAAUAUAAUUAAGCUUAGAAGACUGAACAAAAUAUUAAGACCAACACUGCACAUAAUAUUAGGAAUAGAUGAUGUUGGUGAACAAUGUAACAUUGGAGUUCCACUUUCCCACGAUUCCAACGGAUACGUCAGCAAAUGUUAUCUGAUAUAACUUCUAUAUAAAUGAAAAAGGCAAUAUCGCCAAGUUGAGUAGCUAACGAUCUAGGGAUAUAAAAUUUCCAAAUAUCACGCUUUCUCAGAUAGAAUUAUUAUUAAAAAUAGUUUUUGGAAGUUCAGAAUUACAUAUCAAAAUACUAUAUAUAUAGCAAGAUUGCAAAAGAAUUCACAAUGGAAGUAAUAGAUAUCUCAAAUCUAAUACAAACAAAUCUGUGGAAUCAUGGAUAUUCCUUGGAGCAAAUAGAGAAUAUCAUUGAGAAAGAACAUAAUGUCCAGCUGAAUACUGUCGAUCGUGCUUACAUAGAGGAUAAAUAUGUUAAGUACUGUUUGGAAUACUGGGUGAAGGAGAUAAAUAAUUUUAUAUAUAAAUAUUCAGCUGACAGUCACUUAAUAGAGAAAAUUAUUACUUUCAACAACAUCAGACAUUUUGUUGAAAUCCCGUCUCCGUUUAAUAAGUUUAGAUCUUACAAGCUUUUGAUGAAAUAUAACAAUCUUAUUGAACAACACAAAGAAGAAACGUUGAUGAGACGUCUUAAAGAGAAAUGCCUGGAGCUGUCAAUGGAAUACAGUGACACCGUAAUGAAGGAAAUUGACUUUUUCAAGGCAUUGCUUGAAUUUUUAACUAUAUUUGAAAAAUUCGAAGAAUAUCCGGACAUAAUGAAGUUACAACACUUGUAUGAACCUAACAUACCAAGCGAUAAAUUCUUUCAAUUAAUUAUGGACCUUGAUAUCGCCGAUUAUGACAUAAAACUUAAGCAAUUGCAAAACAUGGCGCAGUCAUUAAUGGGACAAAAACAUAUUGCUUUUAUGGAUAAAUAUCAAGAAAUUAUCGGAGCAUACUUUAAACCGGUAACACUAGAAAAAUUGACGACUGAUAAUCAAGUCGUUAUUGAAGUAAUAGGUGGAAAUUUUUACCUAAGUGAUAUCAUCAAUGAUAUCAAUUCCAUGUUGUUACAUGACUCUUGCAUAGAAGAAGUUCGUUUCAUAUGCUCUGGCAUCAUGUAUGUCAAUGAAAAUUUGGAGAACAGUACAUGGCAUGGAAAAAACAUUGUGGUGUAUGCUAAAGCGAUUGUAAUUUGUCACAAGUGUAAAUGGGAUAUUUCUGGAAUGUCCUCAGACGCAACAACAAUUAUCAAAGCGAAAACCGACGACGACGGUGUAGGUAUAGACGGAGAGCAUGGAAAAUGUGGAGAAAGCGGCGGAAAUGUUUUCAUUCAUGCAGAUAACGUGUUGCAUCCGGAGAUGCUGGAGAUUUGGACCAAUGGUGGAAAUGGUAGCGAUGGUCAAAGCGGCGGAGACGGUAAGAACGGAAGAGACGGGACAGGAAUUUCUUAUGUAGAUUUCAUUAGUAAAUUCCCAAGUAGUGGGAAACUUGUUGGUAAAUUUCUGGUUAGGAACUUGAGAACCAUAGUUCGUAAUAUUUGUUCCUUAGGACAAAUAAGGGUAUCGUGGCUAAAUGGUAAGAAUCGUUCAGUAGAAGAUAUAAUAAAAUGCAAAAAAAGAUGCAAUGUAUACCUAGAGGCUGUAACAGAAGACGGUGAAGAAAUUUACUUUUCUUCUUCGUUCGGCGGCCAAACUUUCGUAUUGUAUAAAGGCACUUCAGGGUGUCCCGGAGGACGUGGCGGUGCGGCUGGUUUAGGUGGACAAGGAGGAUACCUCGGUGAAGUGAUUAGUAACGACAGUGGUAUUGUCGUAGUUUCCAAUUCGGGCGAAAAUGGCGAGAAUGGCAAAGAAGGUAAAUGCGGCACCCACGGCAAAAAUGGCUGGGACAUGUCUUUUAUCGAUUGCGCACACUGGAUGAAAGGAAAAUAUUAUGGUACUAAUAAGAAUAACAAACUCGAGUUGAGUUAUUAUGACAGCAAUGCUUCGAAUCGGAUAUACGUUCCUUAUCGUGCCACGAAUUCUAACAAUAAGUAUGUACAAAUAUCAGAGAUCAGCAUCCCGGAACCUGCAAGUACAACACUCACAGAGAAAGAUACUUCAAAUCGCCCGGAGCUCCAGACUCAAACCAAGAGAAGGAAGAAUAUUUCGCAGAAACAUAUCUUCAUGCAAUAUUCUCAACAUCUGGUCGGGACAAAUAUGGAUUUGUAUUAUGACAUCCAGACGUACAUGCAAUAUGCUAUGGGACACACUUCCGGAAAAAUGAUGGAGGACAGGAAGGGACAGAUGAAAGUAUCGGAGGUAAUUGUUAUGCUUGCAAAACCAUCUGCGCAAAAAAAUACAAGAGUACUCAACACAAUUUCUCCUAUCUGUCCCAUUGAGACUCAACAAACACGUGAGAAGUCUCUGGAAAAUUUUCUAAAAGGUUUGCGACAAGCUUCAUUAAAUAAGUGGUUUGAAUUAAAAAAUGAGCAACUCGAUUAUUCUCAUUUUAUUUAUUUAUUUGAGUGCUUGAAAGAGAAACACGCACAAAAUAAAAAAGGAAACACGAAAGACGGCACAUCCGAUAUUCAAAUACAAUUGCAGUUAAAAAAUAUUAAACAAUUCUUAAUUGAAAAGCAUCGUUUAACUGUUCUACAACAAAUCGCAUUACGAAUAGCCGAAUGCCAGUGCAUUGCUAAUAACAAAUUUGAAUUAACACCAAAGAACGCGAUAAAGUAUUUGCAAAAAGUCAAACGUAAUCCGCAUGUUAAUCUAGGUCUGCAUAAAAAGUUGCGCAAUUUGCAGCAGUAUUUCUUCAACGAUAACGAGACGCAACGCAAGAUGAUCUCAAAAUUUUGUACAGCAGAAAAUGUGAGCAAGUAUCACGAGGCUUUCAAGUUCUCCAUUGCAUCCUUUGUGAUGGACGAGGGUGAAAAAGGAGAAGCCCACCCAAAUGUGAAAAAGUAUUACACAGAAUACAGCAAGUUCGUCGGUAAGCAAGAGAUGAAAUUGAAGAAAUUUCACAAAGAAUCGAAGCUCGACGCAGGCUCUUGUAACGAAGUGGUAGGUCAAUUCUUCCGAAGUUUAAAUAACGCAAUUGUGGAAAACAAGUUGGGGGAAAAUAUGAAGAAGGACAAAAAAUUGAAGGAGCUUUACCUACGAUUUAGUCAGAUGUUCAAUGAACGUUUUAGCUGGGAGGAAUGUAUGAAGGACCUGAAAAUACGCAAAGAAUACGUGCGACAUGUACAACUAUAUGGUCCGUUGUCACCGAGUUACCGAGAAUUGUUAGCGUAUAUAUUUAAUGUUAACAUCUGCAUGUACAUCACGGAUCGAAAUAAUCAAAUCUGUUUGUUGGACGUACACAAUCCACAAUCUACAGACGUUAUAUACCUCUUGUACACAAACAAAAACUACACACUACUGAAUAUCAAUGAGAACUUCCUCCGACUGGACAUGGAACGUAAUGUCAGAGCUAAUCUGUGCGCGAAAAUCAUCGCGGAAGUGGAGUCGAUGAAUGAUCAUACAAAUAUCAACGAGUACAUGAAAAAGGGGUUGUUUCUUCCUGGAAGCAAAGAGGAUAACAACAUUAUCUCCAGUAUCGAAACAGAAAUCGACGAGAAGGCGGAUAUGAACGACAUAAUAGAACACUUUUCCUCUUCAGAGGAGAGACAGAAGCUACAAUUCAUGCUGGAUAAGAUAUCAUCCAAGUACAUUGGACAACGUGAGAUCAUUCACGCAAUAGCUAAGGUUUUCUCAUGCAACGGUAGACACAUUACCUACAACGAACUCUGUUGCCUAGUGAACGCAGUACUAAAUUUCGUAAUCGAAGAUCGUCCUGGCUUAAGUAUAUUUAGCUGGAUAAUCGCGGCAUAUCCACAGCAAGAAUGGUUAAACGAAAUUAUAUUGUUAAAACUCGAAAAUCACUUUCAAACUUUAUUGGAUGAUAUACACGAAUGGAGACAAUAUUUGUCGAAUAUUCAUGAGAAGGAAACUCUGUUACUAUUGAGUUUCAAAUUAGAACAAAGAAAAUGGAAUAAGGCCUUCUCGACGAAAUGUAUAAGAAACAUUUUGUACUUGCUGAGUAAUAUUUCAGAACGCGUGCCCGGUCUCCAUGUGCUGGAAAUAUCCGAGUGGCCGUACGCGAUCAAGGAGAAAUACUGGACGACCAAACUGUCCGUGUUAACUGAAUGGAAGGACGAAGAAUUGCAGAGGGCCUCGUACUACUUGUUAUCUUUGGAAAACAGCGCCGGCACUUCUCUCGUAGAUGCAUUCAUAGAGCUUCUUAUAAAAAAUGGUGUCGCGUUACAAUCGAAUAAGAACACAAAUGUAACGAGCGAGUCGUCCUAUUUUCAAAAGAAAAUCAGCUCGAUGAAUACUCAUGAUUUUCUCCAGAUUCUAUCGAGUUUUCACAACGGAGAGUGGAAUUUAUCCAAGGAAGUUCUCAUCACAUUCAACGACUGUGAGAUCGAUAAAUGGACAAUUUUGAUGAAAGAAAUGUUCCCCACCAACGGGGAAGAUCGCAACGCGAAGAAGUUGAUUGAUUUGAUCAGAGACAACGGCAACACUUCCGAACAUAUUCUGAACGAUUUAAAUGCAAUCAGAGAUAUUAUUCAAGCUAUGAAGCAAGUGACGACGACGAACGAGGAGGCGAUCAAAGAGGAGAUCGCCAAACACAAAUCGAACAUACAGCUUUCCGAGAAGAAUAGUGAUAAACUGCAGUACGUAUACAAUAACAUGGCUGAUUUGCUCAGUCUGAUAGACAACGCUAUAAAUAUGAAGAAGAAUUUCAGGCUUCGCGACACGCAGAAACUAGCCGUACUGGCGUUAUUCAGGAAUAAAUACAACACACUGAUGCAGAUAUUCACGGGGGAGGGCAAAUCGUUGGUCGUCGUGGCAUUGUCGAUCUUGAAGGCGUUCUGCGGUCAAAAAGUCGACAUCAUCACCAGCUCGUCGGUAUUGGCAAAACGAGACAGCAAAAUUAAUAGUGAUAUUUACGAUCUUUUCUCCGUUAGUGUGUCGCAUAAUUGCGACAAUAACGUCGAAAAACGGAAAGAGGUGUACUCCUGUAAGCACAUCGUUUACGGAGAGCUGUCUGAUUUCCAGCGCGACUACCUACUGGAUCGAUUCUACGGUAGAAAUAUUUUAGGCGACCGUAGCUUCGAGAACGUCAUCAUAGACGAAGUGGAUAGUAUGCUGCUCGACAAGGGUAACAAUAUACUGUACUUAUCCCACGACUUACCGUAUCUGGACAAGCUCGAGUCCGUUUACGUGUACAUCUGGCAAUUGAUUAAUAAGCCUUUCGCGGGCCAAAAGCAAUUCCCGCAGACCGUUGACAAUAAGGCGAUUAGGCAAGCGGUCUUAUGUAAUAUGUACGGCUCGUUGUCGAAGGAAGACAUUAGGAAGAUUGACGAGCAUAUAAGCGACCAACAAAUAAAUACUAUAUGGGAACGUUUGAUCAAAUAUAAUAUAAUCGAUAACGACGGUUACCUACUAAAGGACAAAGUGAGCGAAAGAGAUAUUGUGGAGGUAUUGUCACCCGACUUCAAGCGUUACGAAUGGUAUCUCCUCUAUCUAUUCAAGCAGAUUUCCAAGCGCGAAAGAUCCAUUGUUAUUCCCAAUUAUUUGAAACCAUUUAUAGCUUUGCACUUGAACGCCUGGAUCAACAGCGCUAAGACAGCGUUAUUAAUGCAGGAACGACAAGACUAUAUAGUUGAUAUUGAUAGAAAAGCCAGCAGGCCAGAUCUCAAGGCCAACAUUAUUAUCAUUGACCGUGACACGGGUACAGAACAAACGAACUCUCAAUGGGAUGAAGCGUUGCACCAGUUCUUGCAACUGAAGCAUGGCUGCAGGCUGUCGAUGCAGAGUUUGAAAGCCGUAUUCGUGUCAAACGUGCGUUAUCUGAAGCUUUACAGUAAGCUGUAUGGCUUGACCGGCACAUUGGGCUCACAGCGGGAGCGAGAUUUACUUCAAAAUAUCUAUCAAGUGGACUUCGUCACUGUGCCGACUACGAAGAUGAGGAAGUUCGAAGAGUAUUAUCCGAUCGUCUGUCCCAACCUACAGGAAUGGCAAUUGCUGAUUUACUCGGAAGCCAUUACUUACACGAAAGCAGGCCGAUCAGUGCUGAUAAUUUGUGAGACUGUACAGCACGUAGAGUCUCUAUAUAACGUGUUACACGCCAAGAAUAUGACAAACUUACAUACAUACACGCGCGACUAUGAAUCCUUCGACAUAGCCGCAGAGUAUUUGCGUGAAGGUCAAGUUAUCAUCGCAACCAAUUUGGCCGGUCGCGGAACCGACAUCAAGAUCACCGAGCAGUUGGACAAGGCGGGCGGUCUGCACGUUUGUCUCACGUAUCUACCGAACAAUAAUCGGGUAGAGCAACAGGCCUUCGGCCGUGCAGCUCGGUAUGGCAACAAUGGUUCCGGUAGAUUGAUUAUCAUGGGCUUGCGGUAUACGCAAAGUAUCUUGCAGACGUCGCACCUGAAAAAAGAGCGGGACUUUGAGGAGAUCCGUCGCAUCUCCAACAUCAAGCUACACUAUGAGACGCAGAUAAGCGUAGAGGAGGAUGCUUUUCACCAAUUCAAGGAAGUCUACCAGCAGCUGGAAAAGAACCUGAAGGACGAGGUAUGUGAUGAAGUGAAAGAAAUACUGUUGCGCAGCUGCCUGGACGAGUGGGUUUUCUGGUUGGAUGAGAACAACAAAUAUAUAAACGACACGUUAGGCGAACUGGACAUGGAUAUAUAUAAAGCGUCCCUCAGCAAACUGAUCGAUCGCUUGCAGGCACUGAAGUCGGAAGAGAGCAAAGACUGGAUACAGUGGACUCGCGAACCCACCCAAAUCAUCAGGCUUGCCAAAUAUUUCGCACGAAACAAGCAGCAGAACAAGGCAAUCGAACUAUUUGAUCGUGUUAUCAAAGAAGAGCCUAAUUUCUCGGAAAGCGCGCAUUAUUACAAAGCUUUCUCGUUGAUCAAGAAGAUCGACAAGAAGGACAGGCGCGCUGUGAAGGAACUCAAAAAAGAAUUGCGCGAGGCGGCGAAACUCUUGAAGAAGCAUCGUGAUUACGCGCUGCUGGCUGGAAAUAUCAUCAGCACGCUGAAGCGGCGGGAUCUCGGUAUUAUGCAGAUCGACGCGUUCAAGGAGCAACAUAACAAUAUCAGUACCAUAUAUCAGAUCUUCUUGCAGUCUAUUGAUGAUAUGUUGGGUCAUAACGUAACGUCACAGAAUCUCGAGAAACACGAUAUCACCGAGGAGUUAGCCGAGACUUUGUACCUCGACUUGAUCGAAAACGACAUUUUAAGGAGACCGAGAGUAUCGAAGAAUAUUGAUGAAAGCAUCGUGAAAGAGAUCUGCGAGAAUCAUGGAGUAAUUCCGAAAGAAUUGAACGACUUUCUUAUGAAAAAACGCGGCUUAUCUAUAGAAUUACAACAAUUCGAGAAGGAUAUGAGGAAAUUGGUGAGAAUACCCAACAAGAAGGAAUUCUGGAAGUUGUUAGUGAAGGAGAAGAUUUUGAAGGAUGAAGUUAAAUACGUGACGAUUCGUAUAUGGAAACUACAGAACAUUGAUCCGUCUUUCUUUAAAUCGCUAGACAAUAUGAUCGAGCAGAAGAAACUGCAGAGACAUAUUUUAAAAUGCAAUAAAGAACAGCUGCUUCUCCACACAAGCGACGACACCGAACAGCACAAUCAGCACAAGGACGGAGAUAUCACGUUGGAGAAGAUACUGUUCAAGAAAUUCAUCAGUGAUGAGAAAUAUAAGAUACUGAAAAGCAGAAACAUUUUCACUUAUAACAAGAAGGCAAUCUACAAUGCGAGGAAAGUAGAGAACGUGAUCUUUCCGUGCUUCGACUCGAUCACCGUAAAGGAUUUGACCGAACGAGAUAUCUCGGAGGAAGAUGCAAAACGGAUUUUAACAGAUCUGGUCAAGCAAAAGGUUCUAUCAGAUAGAGAGGAGGACCUUUACCGAUUAAUCGUCCCAUACGACCAGAUCGCGAAUCUUCAACUACCUUCCUGCGCUAUCUAUAUAAACUUCGUGAUACAACUGUUGAACAUCUGCUUCAUGUACAGAAUAGCGUUACAGAAAUUGGUAAAAGAUUUUCAGGACGAAGCGGUAACCGUUAACCUGCAGUUAAUGACCAAACCGCAUCAAUCGUUGAUCUGUUCGUUGAUAGAUAAGAAGAUCGUUAAACUCGCCAAGGUAUCCAUCAAUAAUGAUAGUCUGGAGUGCAAAUUGCGGAAUAUGUACAAGCGUAUAAUACGUGGGAAGGAUGUUUUAAUGCAAGUACUCUAUAAAAACAAUUUGGUACCGCAGACGAAUAAGGAUGCAGAAUUAUUUAAUCACAUCAUUCACAGAAAAUGGAUCGACGUGAUGGAGUCGUUGGAGGAAAAUGUAAUUAAAAGUUUCAAACGCCAAAAUCCUAUGGAAAAUACGAGCCAAUCGUUGAACACAUCGGCAGAAAUGGCCACAGCAGUGUGGCACCCCAAAGUGUCGUUAAUUUUAAUAUACACUUAUUAUAGUUUAACAAAAAAAGAGCGAGAGAACAUCUUAGUGUUCGUCGAUGGUGAAACUUUGAGGUGUACACGCGAAUCGACGAAUUACGAAGGAUCAACAGAAACUAUCAAGAUCAUUAUAGACGCUCACAAUCAUCUCGGCAAGAAGGCUACGAUAACGAAUGUCGUCCAAACCUUAGAAGUUUUGGAAAACACGUUCAAGACCUUGGACGUGCCGGACUGCAGCAUGAUGUCGCUGUUGAAACAUAUCGAAACAAACGGAACUUUCAGUAGUGGCGAUUAUCCGAGCGAAGAGCUACAGAUCUUUACGAUGAACGGUCUUGGUGAUCUUCUGGUACUUCAGGAGCAACGAUGGAGCAGGAUGAUGAUAUUCGGGGCCGCUGCGGUCGUCGUAUUCGGCAUAAUGCAGAUCAUACUUGCUACCAUAAUACAAAUCUUUUGGGCCAGCACUAUGACGUAUAUAGCCAGCGCCUUGAUAUCCCAGGGUGUGAGCGAUAUUUUCUUCGCAAUCUCAGCUUUUAGGGACGGCUAUUUCAGCUGGAAAAGUUAUAUGAAACAUAAAAUUAUGAGUCUGGCAACCACUGGUUUGAAGUUCAGCCUCAAAGCGAUGCUCUCCUCCGCAAGCAGAAUGUCGUCCUACGUAAACAGUAUAGUCGAACCCAACGUCUCGUCAGCUGGUAGAGCGGUCACCAAGAUGUCGGGUAAGGUGUUCAACGAACUGGCGCACAAAGGGACCGAUUUGCUAGAGCAGGAAUUCACGAAGCGUGUCACGAUAAGUACUGUGCAAGGUGUCACGUUUAGUCUGACAAGCGCGAAUGUUGGUUGGAACGUAUACAAGUACAUGCAGGACUUGUGCCGGGACAUCGGUUCCUUCAUGAUAGAGGAGAUCGAUAAAGCCAUAGAGGAGCAUAUGAUAUUCGAUACUUUGAAAACAGCGUAUCAAACGUUAGGCCGUCAGAACGCGACAGCGAUGAUAAAAGACCUGACCAACGAUUAUUUUGCGAGCAAUACAACUUCUGAAUUGUCGCGUAUAUGUAGCAGCGUGGAGUACACCCUGAGAAACAUCGUCGAGAAAUUCGGGUCUUUUCGUGCACCGCUCGACAGCUCGUUUAAUAUGAACAGACUGAUGGAACUAACAGGUCCAGCGAGCAGGAUCUUGAAGGAGAGGAAUGUUUUCUACGAUCUGAGGAACGUGACGGACAAUAUGCUGAACGAGUUGAACGAGCGUGUGCAAACGAAGAUUAACGAGUUGAGUGAGAUGAACACGAGUACCCGCCAACAGCAACAAAACUCGGCGGUUGACGAUAUAACCACGGAUAUGAACAGAUUCGGGUACGAUGUCAUAACAAAGUGGAACACGACAUUGCGUGCACGAGCCGGCCAGGUGAUCGACAAAGAGAUCGUCAGCCCUGUCAUGCAUAUUGUCGUGUCAUGCAUACUAAGCUAUACUAGCAACCCGAUGCAAUCGAUGAAUAUCGAUUAUAAGAAGGGCCAGUUCUAUUACAGGUUCCAACACUACAAGCGGGAAUACGAGGAGGAGAAGAUGAAAAGAGGAGAAGGAGAAGCGGAGAAGAUUAUAGUCAUGUCCGAAGAAGAAUAUCACAGAAAUCUACAAAACUUGCUGAUGAAGAACCGCAAUCCCAAGCUGUUCGCGGACAUGGUGCGCGAGAACGUGCCAAUCGACACGACCUGCGUGGCCGCAUGUCGCUGGGUUCUCCAUCGUAUGCUGGAAAAUCACGGGUUCAAUGUCGAAGGACUGAUCCUCGUCAGUCCAAUGGAUGAGGCACACGGCCUGUCGGAGUAUAUCUCGAUCCUGUUGGACGGUAAACAAGGCACAGUGGUUAAGAUCUUGUCGCAGAACGGUUACUUCCAGGUUAGUGGGCCCGACAGAUUGUACAGUGACUCGAUAAACUUGUCCAAAAAUAGCCUGUAUGAAACGCUCUGCCCGUACAUACCUGGCUUAGAUAGCAUGUCGGCAGAGACGUUCAGGGAGGAAUUAGCGAAUGUAAUCGAAAUUAGCCCCGGUAUACGAGACCGCUUGUUGUACGGAUGGCAUCAAUUUAAGAUAGAGGUCGAACUGAUCGAUGGUAAAAAAUUCAGAAGCCAAAGUGUUUCAAGUGAGAAAUCCAUAGAGGAAGACGAAGAAGACGCGAAAGAUUGGGCACAGAACAAUAACUAUGAUAUGGAUCUCACUGUAAAUAAAGUAUUGAGUAACAAGGAGUUACAGGAACAACGUACGAGAGCUCUGAAUGAAGCGUUUAAAAAAUGCUGUGACUUUGUCGGAAAAUACAAGGACGCGAAAGGAAGGUCCAUUAAUCUCAGACUAGAGAAUUUUAAACCUACUCUAUACGACACGAUAUAUAUUGAUGCCCCGUACGAGGCUAAGAUAGGUUUCUUCCCAGUCCAAAUGAAAGCUGAGUUGAAAGUGCUCGUAUCCGAAAAGGACAACAAACAAACGGAAACAAUCAAAUUGGAGAUUAAUAUCGACAAUCCUUGCAUUAGCGAAAUUAAGCAUGGACCGAAGGUUCCUCAUGUCGGCUAUAGCGUAACUGGAUGCGACAAUUUACCCUUGAACGUAUGCGGACACAUAUUGAUAAAUAAAGAGGGCAACGACUUCCUUCCACAUCGAAAUAGUAGUAAUAUUGAUGUGACAAAUCUACUUGCUGGAGAAACGAUCCCCGACGAUCAGCAAGUUUCUAUCUUGAAGAUAUUCGCAGGAUCGUCAGACUACGAGAAGUUUCUCACGCGGUACGAUACACAGAAUUUUGAUCGUUCGAGAAUGAGAGGUAAAAAAUUCGUCACAACAUUUUACUAAGCGUCUUGAUUUAUUUAUUCACAAAGGAAAUAACUAUUUGAAUUAGAAAUCAAUUCUAAAUGAAGCGAAGGGAUAUCAUGUUAAGGCACUUCCAAGUCAGAGCAGAAAAUAAUGAUAAUGUCGAAACGACGUCUAAUGAUGAAUGAUGAAGAAAACUCAUUUUUUCAUCAUGAUUCAAUCACAUUUUCUCCUCAUUUUGAUGUCAUAAUUUUCUGUUUUACUUGAGUUGUUUUUUAUUGACGUUUCUGGCCUUGAUAUAUGAUAUUUAAUUAUAUCUUAAUCUUUUAAUGUGAUUAUAUCUUGAUACAAUAAUGCGAUUCAUUUUAAUAUUCUCUUCGAGAUUAUCAAUAAUCUUAAUCGAUAUAUACUACUGUGUUCAAAAAAUAAGGUGAAUUUGUUCA
Molecule: messenger RNA, 11792 nt
Organism: Harpegnathos saltator (Jerdon's jumping ant)
Lineage: Eukaryota; Metazoa; Arthropoda; Insecta; Hymenoptera; Formicidae
Exons: 3
Coding region: 379-11391 (3670 amino acids)
Biological process (GO): protein targeting; intracellular protein transport; protein import
Cellular component (GO): membrane
Molecular function (GO): protein binding; ATP binding
Source: RefSeq, a predicted model, not a curated record